UAUAUAUCAGUGUGCGUUGUCAAAUCUCAGUGGCAGUCGGUAGUCAGUAAGAGUUCGAUUAGCCGUAGCGGUCGGAUCGCGCGGGAUACCGCGCGCACGGCAUGCGCACGAGUUCGUUAUUUUAAGUGUAGUAUUAUGGCGGUUUUUAGGUACAUUAUUUUAGUCGUCGCGAUAUCAUCAUAUUCUACAAGUAAUGGACAAAAAGCAAACCUCACAACGACAACUACAAUUACACCUACAACCUCCUCUUCAACAACUAGCACCACAUCAGAGCGGCCUCAGGCGGACAUAGCCUCACCAUGCGCCUCCCACAAGCCAGGAGACGUGGACUUUCAGACAGUAGACUUGAUAGGCGUUUACCGGCUAGACAGGCGUGAUACCAAAGGCGUUACGCUGGUACAAGGCUCCCAGGAUCUCCAAAGAGCUUACAGAAUUGGGCUCGAUGUGAAUUUGACUUUGCCCUUGAAGGAGGUAUUUCCAGCAGGGCUGCCUCCCCACUUCACAGUGGUAGGUACGUUCAAUGCUCGAGGCCAGCGUCGGCCAUGGAGCCUGGUCCGCGCUCGAUCGGAGUCCAGCCUGCAGUUCGCACUCACCAUGUUGCCGGUCACCAAGAAGAUCGUCGUCUUCAUCGGAGGCUCCAGGGUCUUGUUCAAUAGUUGGGAUAUUUUCACUCCCGGUUGGCAUAAGAUCCACGCUUCAAUCACGAAUAAUACUGUACAUGUGGCGGUCGACUGUAUUGAGUUGAUGCCUGAAAAAAUCGCAACUGGUGACUUCACGAACGCUACCUCUGUGACCAUCGUAUCGAAUGACGACGGCUCUUCUGCACCUAUAGAUCUCCAAUGGCUGUCGAUGAGUUGUGACCGGUACAACUUGAGUAGAGAUACCUGCGAGGAAAUCGAUAAGCCUCAAUUUAUACAGGCUACACCAUCACCAAAAUACGAUGUAGACCCCGCCUUACUGGCCUAUCCGAACGAAAGCAGUGUCUGCAAUACCACAUGUCCUGCGGGCCCCGAAGGUCCACGCGGUGUUAAGGGCGAACCGGGGCCGAGGGGAUACACUGGUAUACCGGGUAUACGUGGUGUUAAAGGCGAACCUGGGAUUCCUGGUCUGCCUGGGUUGAGAGGAGACAGGGGUGAACCGGGACCCCCGGGCCCCAUAGUAAAUGCUUCAGGCCCAGGGUACGUUGGGCCCCCAGGAGAGCCCGGGCGCCGUGGAGUAAAGGGAGACAAAGGAGAUAGUGGCCAAAAAGGUGAGCCAGGAGAAGUUGGGUUGGUUGGUCUCGCCGGCGUACCGGGAACCGACGGGAAAGACGGCUUACCUGGGCCCCCGGGGCCCAUAGGACCUCCUGGUAUCCGAGGACUACCGGGUCCACCGGGCCCCACUACUAGCAUAAAUGCUUCGCUAAUACAUGGUGCAAAAGGCGAGAAAGGAGCCCCGGGUAGAGAUGGAAGAGAUGGCUUCACGGGCCCACCUGGACCACCGGGUCACGACGGGGCUAUAGGGCCCCCAGGACCACAAGGAUUCCCUGGUGCUGUUGGUAUGCCCGGCAACAUGGGCCCACCUGGCUUACCGGGCCCAUCGGGGAAAUCAGGGCUUGAUGGACAACCGGGUCCAGCAGGUCCACAGGGGUCACCAGGUCCUCCCGGUCCACCCGGUCGGCCGGGGUCCGCUGAUACAACACCGAUUCUGCCCAUACCUGGACCACCGGGCCCCAUUGGACCUAAGGGAGAGAGAGGUGAGCAAGGUUUCCCAGGGUUGCCUGGUACACCAGGACUGGAUGGGAUCCCCGGACUGAGAGGACCACCUGGCCCGCCUGGCGUAUCAGCACCACCCACCAUCGUGCGAGAGACUCCUUCAAUGUCGGAAACCGAAGUAAGAAAUAUUUGUGAAGACAUUAUAAAAGUGCGCCUCAAUGAGAUUUCUUCGAAUCAAAUAUUGCCGCCUCCGACCGUAGUAGGCAAGAGGGGUCAUCCUGGCCGGCCGGGCCCACCGGGACCACCAGGAAUACCAGGCCUCUCAGGAGACCCAGGUCCCCGAGGGUACCCGGGUGAAACAGGGGACCCGGGUAAACCGGGCAGCAUGGGCCCCUCUGGGCAGAAAGGUGACAAAGGCGAGAGGGGCCCAGAAGGCGUCGGCGUACAAGGACCAGAGGGACCACGAGGACAAAUUGGUCCAGUAGGCCCACCAGGUUACCCAGGCAGAACGGGAGACAGAGGCGACCCAGGACGAGAAGGUCCAAUUGGUCCUCGCGGCCACCCAGGACUUCGUGGAACCUGCGAAUGUCCAAUCGCAUACUACGCAUAUUCCCCACAAGGACUUAACAAAGGGCCAUAAACACUGUAAAAUACUCGUACUUAAUAAAAUAUCUCGAAAUACUGAAGUGUCAA
Messenger RNA from Spodoptera frugiperda (fall armyworm), 2387 nucleotides. Its product is annotated as collagen alpha-1(XXII) chain-like. Bases 136 to 2334 code for a protein of 732 amino acids. The record is from RefSeq and is a predicted model, not a curated record. The transcript has 23 exons. Lineage: Eukaryota; Metazoa; Arthropoda; Insecta; Lepidoptera; Noctuidae.